CCUCGCGCGCACGCCGCCCCGCCCCGCCCGGCGCGCACGCCUCCCGGCCAUCGCCGCCUGCCGCCCUUCCUCCCCGAUCCCUCAGCUGCGCGGCCCCCAGACUCGCUCGCCGGUGGAGGGACCCGGGACGAGCCAGGGCGCGCUGUUAGCCUGAGGAAGCCGGGGGAGACCCGCUGGGCCGGGCAGAGCCGUCAAGAAUAGCGGAGCCUGCCCCGCACGCCCGGGAGCGAAGUGAGAGCGAGGCAGAGUUACGUGAGGCAGCGCAGAGUAAGUGGGCUCGGGUCCGACUCGAGGUCGGGCUCGGGACCGAGACUGGUGGGCCAGGCCCCCGAGCCGGCGUUACCCCCGGUCUGAGGAGCACCGAGCGGACACAGAGGGACGGACCGAGCAAGGACUCAUGGCCUCGCCAUUCCUACCCGCGGGGGCCACCACGGGCGACAGCGGCGGCGAGCUGAGCUCGGGGGACGACUCCGGUGAUGUAGAAUCCCUUCAGAGCCCCGAGACCGAGGCGUCCGGGAGCCUGACCGAGCUCUUUGAGAAGGCUGCAGCGCACCUCCAAGGCCUGGUUCAAGUGGCCAGCAGGGAGCAGCUCUUGUACCUGUAUGCCAGGUACAAGCAGGUCAAAGUUGGAAAUUGUAAUACUCCUAAACCAAGCUUCUUUGAUUUUGAAGGAAAGCAAAAAUGGGAAGCAUGGAAAGCACUUGGUGAUUCAAGCCCCAGUCAAGCAAUGCAGGAAUACAUUGCAGUAGUUAAGAAAUUAGAUCCAGGUUGGAAUCCUCAGUUACCUGAGAAGAAAGGAAAAGAAGCAAAUACCGGUUUUGGUGGCCCCGUUGUUAGUUCUCUGUAUCAUGAAGAAAUCAUCAGGGAAGAAGACAAAAACAUAUUUGAUUACUGCAGGGAAAACAACAUUGACCAUAUAACCAAAGUCAUCAAAUCGAAAAAUAUGGAUGUGAAUAUGAAAGAUGAAGAGGGCAGAACUCUACUCCAUUGGGCGUGUGAUCGAGGACAUAAAGAACUAGUCACAGUCUUGCUACAAUAUAGAGCUGAUAUUAACUGCCAGGACAAUGAAGGUCAAACAGCUCUACAUUAUGAGAUAAUGUCACCAACAUCUCUGUGGUCUCCCAGACUGAAAACGUAAGUUAUCAUCUUUGGUUCUUACAAUUCUUUUGCCCAUUAUCCUUUUGGAUUGAUUUGUUAACACUUUUUAGAUAUCAAGGAUAUUAGCUCUUGUAUGUGUUAUAUAUAUGAAUAUGUUUCCCAAUUUAUGGUUUACCUUUAUAUAUCAUAUUUUGUGUGUGUGGUAUAGGUGUUUUAAAUUUUUAUGUGUUCAAAUUUGUCAAUUUUAGGUUUCUAUGUAUUCAGAUUUACCAGUAGUUUUCUUUAUGUGCUUGGGUUUCAUAUCAAGUGCAGAAAUACUCCGGCCAUUUUAUUCAAUAGUAAACAUUAUGAUCACAAGCAGUGGGUCUGUAAGCUUUUCAAAAACCUAUAAAAAUAUUUGAAACCUAAGAUAAAAUACUGUUCUUCCAAAAAACAACAGGAAAAUCACAAAAUAUAAACACAUGUUUGUCUAUAAAUAUAACAUUUUAUCAGCUUUAUUAAUUAUCAAAUUUAGUGUUUAUAAACAUUUCCUUAAAGCCCAUCCUGUACUUUGCUAUCUCCUAUCCACAUGAAUUUAAGUGGCUUAUUCAAUCCCUUCUUUAAAAAAAAAAAAUGUUUUUAUGUUUAUUUAUCUUUGAGAGAGAGAGAAUGCAAGCAGGGAAGGGGCAGAGACAGAAGGAGACACAGAAUCUGAAGCAGGCUCCAGGCUCUGAGCUGUCAGCACAGAGCCUGACUUGGAGCUCAAACUCAGGAACAGUCAGAUCAUGACCUGAGCCAAAGUCAGCCGCUUAACCAACUGAGCCACCCAGGCGCCCCCAGUCCCUUCU
Neofelis nebulosa (Clouded leopard) is the source of this 1925-nucleotide messenger RNA. It is a transcript of the gene ACBD6, whose product is annotated as acyl-CoA binding domain containing 6. Bases 398 to 1138 code for a protein of 246 amino acids. The transcript has 8 exons. NCBI's taxonomy places the organism in Eukaryota, Metazoa, Chordata, Mammalia, Carnivora, Felidae. The record is from RefSeq and is a predicted model, not a curated record. Gene Ontology annotation, molecular function: fatty-acyl-CoA binding; protein binding.